AUGAAUAAUUUUCAAAACGCUUUCAAAAUAUACAAUCCUAAUUCAUUUGAACAAAUAAGAAAACGGGAAACGUUGAAAAAUUUUAAUGGAAAAGAAAUAAAAGAAUACGAUGCCAAGGAUGUCUACGGUCCUCAGAUUACUGAUAAAGAUGGAGAACUGUUGGACAAACAUGAUAGUUUCUAUAUAACUACGAAAAGCCUCCUGGUGUUGUUUCAGAUAAUGGGUGUAAUGCCGAUUAUGAGAGUACCAAAACGUGCACAAACAACAAAACGUACCACUUAUAACUGGAUAUCAAAGGCUACUCUUUGGGCAUAUCUCGUUUGGGGCUUGGAAAGUAUCAUCGUAAUAAGAGUGGGCAGUGACCGUCUCUCAAAUUAUCAACAAAACUCAAACAAACGAUUCGACGAAGUAAUCUACAAUAUAAUAUUCUUGAGCAUUCUUAUUCCACACUUCUUAAUACCAGUGGCGUCCUGGCGUCACGGUCCUCAAGUAGCUAUAUUCAAGAAUAUGUGGACGCAUUAUCAGCUGAAGUAUCUCAAAAUAACUGGAACGCCGAUAAUAUUUCCGAACCUCUAUUCGCUUACAUGGGGCUUGUGUGUAUUUUCCUGGGCUCUUAGCUUUGCCGUGAUUUUGUCGCAACACUAUUUACAAGACGACUUUGAGCUCUGGCACUCAUUUGCUUAUUACCAUAUCAUUGCUAUGCUGGAUGGAUUCUGUUCACUUUGGUAUAUCAACUGUAAUGCCUUUGGCACAGCAUCGAAAGGUUUAGCUACGAACUUGCAUAAGGCUCUUGAGGCGGAACAUCCGGCGUUGAAGUUGGCUCAGUACCGCCAUCUGUGGGUUGACUUGUCACACAUGAUGCAACAAUUAGGAAGGGCCUACUCCAACAUGUACGGUAUAUAUUGCAUGGUCAUCUUCUUCACAACCACAAUAUCCCUGUAUGGCUCUCUAUCUGAAAUAUUAGAACAUGGGCUCAGUUAUAAAGAAAUGGGCCUAUUCGUUAUAGUUGGUUACUGCAUGACCCUACUCUUCAUCAUUUGUAAUGAGGCUUAUCACGCUACGAGAAAGGUCGGUCUGGAAUUCCAAGUGCGCCUGCUGAACGUAAAUCUAGGUGCCAUCGAUCGUAGCGCCCAACGAGAAGUGGAAAUGUUUCUCGUCGCUAUUGCCAAGAAUCCACCGAUAAUGAACCUGGAUGGCUUCACUAAUAUUAAUCGUGAAUUAUUCACUGCUAAUAUAUCUUUCAUGUCAACCUAUCUUAUAGUCCUGAUGCAGUUCAAGCUGACACUUCUUCGUCAAGGCACCAGGAAGAUAAUUAAAGCAAUAACUAAAGCUAUUUUUAACGUCACCACACCAGAGACAGAAUUCGAUGAAGAAUAA
This is a messenger RNA of Leptosia nina, 1377 nucleotides long. The record is from the annotation of a GenBank genome assembly. Lineage: Eukaryota; Metazoa; Arthropoda; Insecta; Lepidoptera; Pieridae.